Pediculus humanus corporis (human body louse) is the source of this 897-nucleotide messenger RNA. RefSeq lists its product as uncharacterized. The record is from RefSeq and is a predicted model, not a curated record. Gene Ontology annotation, molecular function: deoxyhypusine monooxygenase activity. The coding region runs from base 1 to 897 and encodes 298 amino acids. Lineage: Eukaryota; Metazoa; Arthropoda; Insecta; Psocodea; Pediculidae. The transcript has a single exon. Gene Ontology annotation, biological process: peptidyl-hypusine biosynthetic process.
AUGGUAAAUGUUCCUGAAGAUAAAAUUAAAGCUAUAGGUGCGAUUUUAAAUGAUUCGAAAAAGCCGUUAAAAGCAAGAUUCAGGGCUUUAUUUUCAUUGCGUAACAUUAACAAUUCUACGUCAGUAGCAUGCAUUAGUGAGGGAUUUUCUGAUCCAUCUGCUUUAUUGAAGCAUGAACUUGCCUAUUGUUUGGGCCAAAUGCAAAAUAAAGAAGCUAUUCCAUUAUUAAUUAAAAUAUUAGAAGAUAAAAAUCAAGAACCAAUUGUUCGGCAUGAAGCAGCCGAAGCUCUAGGAGCCAUAGGAUUAUCUUCAGUGGCUGAAACACUCAAAACUUAUUCAACUGACAAAAUUCAAGAAGUUGCAGAAACAUGCGAACUUGCUUUGGCUCGAUUAAGUUGGUUACAAAAUAAUGAUAAUGAUAAAGAAUCUGAUUCAUUUCAUCAUUUUCAAAGUGUUGAUCCAGCACCAGCAUCUAACGAAACAGAUUUAGUAAAACUUGAUAGAAUGCUUUUAAAUGAAUCGUUAAGUUUGUUCGAUAGAUACAAGGCUAUGUUUGCUUUGAGAAAUAUUGCUUCAGAUGAAUCUGCUCUGAUUCUAACCAAGGGAUUAAAGUCAAAUAGUGCAUUGUUUUCUCAUGAAAUUGCAUUUAUUUUAGGACAGCUUCAAAACAAAGUGACUAUUCCUGCAUUAAUUGAAUGUUUAAAAGAUAAAACAAAAAAUGAAAUGGUCAGGCAUGAAUGUGCUGAGGCUUUGGGAGCCAUUGCAACGGAAGAAUGUUUUAAUAUAUUAAAAACAUUUCUAGACGAUGAAAAAAGAGUUGUUCGAGAAAGCUGCGAAAUAGCUUUAGAUAUUUGUGAUUAUGAAAAUACUAAAGAAUUUCAGUAUGCUCUGACUUAA